Molecule: messenger RNA, 189 nt
Organism: Loa loa (African eye worm)
Lineage: Eukaryota; Metazoa; Nematoda; Chromadorea; Rhabditida; Onchocercidae
Exons: 2
Coding region: 1-189 (62 amino acids)
Source: RefSeq, a predicted model, not a curated record
AUGCAACAACGAUACGAGGCAAGAAGCCUACUUAUCGAAGAAAAAAUAAAACGCCUCAAACUCUUCUCAAUAAAGAAAAGAAGAAGUAAAAUACGAGGAAAUAGCCGCUGGGGAUACAAAUAUUCAAAAACUGAAUUAUCUCAUCUCGCACCUCAAGGGAAACGGAUUGCAAGUGAUGAAAGGCCAUGA